Messenger RNA from Elephantulus edwardii (Cape elephant shrew), 1794 nucleotides. RefSeq names its product CDK5 regulatory subunit associated protein 1 (gene CDK5RAP1). The transcript has 13 exons. Gene Ontology annotation, molecular function: tRNA-2-methylthio-N(6)-dimethylallyladenosine(37) synthase activity; 4 iron, 4 sulfur cluster binding. Bases 1 to 1794 code for a protein of 597 amino acids. The record is from RefSeq and is a predicted model, not a curated record. Gene Ontology annotation, cellular component: cytosol; mitochondrion. Lineage: Eukaryota; Metazoa; Chordata; Mammalia; Macroscelidea; Macroscelididae. Gene Ontology annotation, biological process: negative regulation of cyclin-dependent protein serine/threonine kinase activity; tRNA modification.
AUGCAGCCUUUACAACAUGUCCUACGAGCACGGGGAUCUCUGAGGAGGGGCCCGUUGGCCUCUGUGUCCCGGCUGCGGCUCCAGAACUGCAAGGCGCAUAGCAGGCUUUCUGACGCUGCACGUCCCAGUUUAGAAAGGCAGCAAAAUGGAGUUCCAAAGGAUUUUAGCUCUAGGCUGAUGAAUGGACCGACUUUUCAGCAUUUUUUAAGAAGUAUGUCACCUCCUCAAGAAAAGCCAUCUUUUCCAGAAGCAGAGGACCCACCGCCUUAUCUUACAGUGGACAAACUUCUAGGAAGACAGAGAAAAGUCUACCUGGAGACCUAUGGCUGCCAGAUGAAUGUGAAUGACACAGAGAUAGCCUGGUCCAUCCUGCAGAAGAGUGGCUACCUACGUACCAACAACCUUCAAGAGGCUGAUGUGAUCCUUCUUGUCACAUGUUCUAUCAGGGAGAAGGCUGAACAGACCAUCUGGAAUCGUUUACAUCAACUUAAAACCCUGAAGACAAAACGGCCCCGCUCUCGAGUGCCUCUGCGGAUUGGGAUUUUAGGCUGCAUGGCUGAGAGACUGAAGGAAGAGAUCCUCAAUCGGGAGAAAAUGGUAGAUCUUUUGGCUGGUCCUGAUGCCUAUCGAGACCUCCCUCGACUGCUGGCUGUUGCUGAGUCAGGCCAACAGGCUGCCAACGUACUGCUCUCUCUGGAUGAGACCUAUGCUGAUGUUAUGCCAGUCCAGAUGAACCCCAGUGCCACUUCUGCCUUUGUGUCAAUUAUGCGAGGCUGUGACAACAUGUGCAGCUACUGCAUCGUUCCUUUCACACGUGGCCGGGAGCGGAGUCGGCCUGUUGCUUCAAUUCUGGAGGAAGUGAAGAAGCUUUCUGAUCAGGGGCUGAAGGAAGUGACACUGCUUGGUCAGAAUGUUAAUAGUUUUCGGGACAAUUCAGAGGUCCAGUUCAACAAUGCAGUGCCUACCAACCUCAGCCGUGGCUUCACCACCAACUAUAAAACUAAGCAAGGAGGGCUUCGUUUUUCUUACCUUCUCGAUCAUGUUUCCAGAGUGGAUCCUGAAAUGAGGAUCCGUUUCACUUCUCCCCACCCCAAGGACUUUCCUGAUGAGGUUCUGCAGCUGAUUCAUGAGAGAGACAACAUCUGUAAACAGAUCCAUCUGCCAGCCCAGAGUGGAAGCAGCCGAAUAUUGGAAGCCAUGCGUAGGGGGUAUUCAAGAGAAGCUUAUGUGGAGUUAAUUCACCAUAUCAGAGAGUCUAUUCCAGGUGUGAGCCUCAGCAGUGAUUUCAUUGCUGGCUUUUGUGGUGAGACUGAAGAAGAUCACCUCCAGACAGUGUCUUUACUUCGGGAAGUUAAGUACAACAUAGGCUUCCUCUUUGCCUACAGCAUGAGACAGAAAACACGGGCAUAUCAUAGACUACAGGAUGAUGUCCCGGAAGUGGUAAAAUUAAGGCGUUUGGAGGAGCUCAUCACUGUCUUCCGAGAAGAAGCAACAAAAGCCAACAAGGCCUUUGUGGGCUGUACCCAGUUGGUGCUGGUUGAGGGGCUCAGUAAACGUUCUUCCACUGACCUGUGUGGCCGAAAUGAUGGAAAUCUUAAGGUGAUCUUUCCUGAUAUAGAGAUGGAAGAUGCUACUAACCCUGGGCUCACUGUCAGAGCCCAGCCUGGGGACUAUGUCCUGGUGAAGGUCACCUCUGCCAGCUCACAGACACUGAAAGGGCAUGUUCUCUGCAAGACCACUCUGAAAGAUUCUUCGACAUACUGCUCAACUGAGCGGAUUGCCACUCUGAGUUGA